Messenger RNA from Malassezia globosa CBS 7966, 897 nucleotides. RefSeq lists its product as uncharacterized. The transcript has a single exon. The record is from RefSeq and is a predicted model, not a curated record. NCBI's taxonomy places the organism in Eukaryota, Fungi, Basidiomycota, Malasseziomycetes, Malasseziales, Malasseziaceae. Bases 1 to 897 code for a protein of 298 amino acids.
AUGGACUGGGACGCCGCCUCUAUAGCAACGCCGCCGCCGCGCUAUGACUUAGAAUCGGACGAAGAAGAAAUCGCACCAGAUAACGAGGUUGUUUUUCAUCCGAACUUACAGCUACUAGGAGAUAUGCCUGCUCUGUUAGAACGAUCGCUUGUGGUGCUUCUUGGAAAUGUGGGCACGGCUGUCAUGCUCGCCUCGAAACGCAUUUUUCCUGAAGUGGCCUGUAUAGAUGUCGAUUCUCAUGGAAGAAUCGCAAGCGUUCAUGCUCCAUUUGACACUCAAAUGCCGUGUGUCUUAUCGGUUCCACAAGCUGAGACUAUACCUGUUGUAAUCCAAUCAUUGAUAGCAAAGCUUGUGAUGGAGAAGAUGCGGCCUGUUUCUAUGGUAAUUAUGCAAGGAUAUACGGAAGCAUUGUAUUGCAAUAGCAUGGGAUUGAGUGAGACAGACUCAUCAUUUCAACCGCUUCGUUACCUGUCGAAUGUACCUAUGAAUGCAAGUCCUACUAGACCGAGCAGCGAUGUGGCGCCAUGGGAAACACCCAACAGUUUGUCUGGCUGUGGCGCUGCUUUCUUCAUGCACGCCGUUUACAGACACACGCCUGUUCAGAUAUUCUGUGUACCAAGCGCGCAGGUUGCGCCGCAUCCUAACUAUCAGCGACGUCUUAUGCACUUUGUCGCACCGCACGGACAUCAAUCACUGUCGUCCGAUGAAGCCCGUCGUCGCUUAAAUACGCUCAUACCACCGUUGGAAGAACAUCACUUGAAGACCCUGGGUCCCAUGCUGGGAAAAGGAUCUGAAGCAUGCGAUGGAUCUUCCUCUCUUUUGGUGCACGCAUUGCUUGCCACACUAGCCACUCGCCCAUCUGUUGAGUCCUUGGGCGAGGGUGGCAUGUACAUUUAG